Messenger RNA from Acanthosepion pharaonis, 528 nucleotides. NCBI's taxonomy places the organism in Eukaryota, Metazoa, Mollusca, Cephalopoda, Sepiida, Sepiidae. The record is from the annotation of a GenBank genome assembly.
AUGUAUGUCAAUCUUGAUCCCUGUCUUUCUAUCUAUCUAUCUAUCUAUUUAUUUAUCUAUCUAUCUAUCUAUCUAUCUAUCUAUCUAUCUAUCUAUCUAUCUCUGUGCCUGUUCAUAUGUGACACGCUUUAUCUAUAUAUCCAUUUAUGCCUCUUCAUAUCUGUCACUCUUUUUUUGUCUUUAUUUAUGUUUCUCUUGAUCCCUCUCGUUCUAUCUAUGUACCUAACGAUAUAUCUAUCUGUGCCUCUUCUCAUGUUACUAUCUAUCUAUCUAUCUAUCUAUCUAUCUAUCUAUAUAUAUUGUCAGUAUAUCCCUAAAUACACAUUAUUUCAAACAUAUUUUAAUUUUUCCUUCCUUCUUUCUUUCUUGCAUGCUUGUUUGUUUGUUUAUUCUUUCUUUCUUGCUUGCUUGCUUGUUUGUUUAUUCUUUCUUUCUUUCUUGCGUGCUUGCUUGUUUGUUUAUUCUUUCUUUCUUUCUUUCUUUCUUUCUUUCUUCUUUCUUCAUGUAUAUAUGCCCGUGUAUCCCUAA